CGUGCUGUUGUUCAUUCCAAUCUGUGACGCGACCUCUGCCGUCCUCUAAUGGGCGACAUGCCUUACUUUGAUUGACGUGUGCCGGCGAUCCAAUGGGCAGGCGGGUUGUCGAGGUUGAGAGCCUGCCCCCGCCGCUCGGUGGAAACUCGGUAAUGGCGGCGGAGCUGUCAACUGACGUCCAAUGGAGUAACAUGGUGUGGGACAUGAAAACGAAAUGCACACCUAACAGAGUGCAGAAAGUUCAGUUUGUUGUCGACAAGAGAAUUUCUGGGAUGGAUGAUUCAAUUGAGUUAUUAAAGUGUAAUGAAGAUUUACCCUCCUCACCGAGAAAUGCAAACAAUGACCAGAGUAUGGAAUAUGACGAUCUUCCAGAAUUGAGAGCUGUAGAGACUGACAGAGCCAUACCUGCAGCCUUCCAGUUAAGCAGUGAAGUGUCUCAUCAAGAAUGCCCGAGGUCUCCUCGUACCGUGUGCACUUCUAGAUCACCUGAUAGUGCCUUGCCACCUUUUACAAGUGAAUCUGAUGUAAAUUGGCUGACUGAACUGGCUAAUAUAGCCACUAGCCCACAAAGUCCUCUCAUGCAGUGCACAUUUUAUGACAGAGCUCCAGUGCAUAUAGUGGCCACAAGUAAAAGUUUACAUUCCUAUGCUCGUCCUCCACCAACUCUCUCAGAAAGUGAAAUCAACCUCUCUGCUAGUCAUUGGGAAGAACAGACCACUAUAAAGCGGGAAAGGGCAAACAGUGAAUCAGAGUCUGACAUCUUCUGUAUGUCUUCUCUAUCUGAUGAUGAUGAACUUGGAUGGUCCCACUCAUGGCCACAAACUGCUUGGAACUGUUUCAUGAAAGGGACACGUCUGCGCUUCCAGAAGGGUGAUGUUAAAGAUUGGCAGGAUGUUGAAGAAUUUGCAAAACUGGAAAUUAACUCUGAAGAUGAAAAAGGCUUGAAGAACCAUUCACAAAAGAAAUACAGAUUUGGAUCUGAAGGGCUAAAAUUAGUGGCUCACACAGAAACUGUUUCCUUUGGACGUUCAGUACUGAAGUUAACCUUUGACCCUGGCAAGUCACAAAUUGGCAAAUUAAUUGCAGAGUGCAGAUUGGACCAUCCCUUCUAUGUAAAAAACAAAGGAUGGUCUUCCUUUUAUCCCAGUUUAACAGUGGUUCAUCAUGGAAUUCCAUGUUGUGAAAUGGAAGUUGGAGAUGUCUGUCUACCUCCCGGGCAUCCAGAUGCCAACAAUUUUGAUGAUUCUGGCGUUUUUGACACAUUUAGGAGCUAUGACUUUACACCACUGGAUUCCUCUGCUGUUUAUGUGCUAAGUAGUAUGGCUCGCCAGCGUCGUGCUUCUCAGACAAGUGGAAGUACCAGCAGUCCAGACUGUGAGAAAUCAGAACAGAUCACUGGCUCUGUGCCUUCUGGAUCACCACACCUGCCUUGUAAUUCAUAUAAUAAAUCCAGUAAAAGUCUAACCUCAGGGACAGCAAGCACAUUGAGCACCACAUCUCCUACAAAUAACAAAUGCAAGAGACCAAUGAAUGCCUUCAUGCUCUUUGCCAAAAAGUAUCGAGUUGAAUACACUCAGAUGUACCCAGGAAAGGAUAACAGGGCCAUCAGUGUAAUUUUAGGUGACAAGUGGAAAAUGAUGAAAAAUGAAGAGAGGAGAAUUUAUACAAUGGAAGCCAAGGCUCUGGCAGAGGAACAAAAACGCCUUAAUCCAGAUUGCUGGAAAAGGAAACGAAGCAACUCUGGUUCUCAGCAGCAGUGACCAGAAAGCUUUUGAGACCCACUUUAUCCUCUACUUUCACCAUUUGGAAUGAACUUAGAAAACUGGAUGCAAGUGAGCAAAGACUCAGUGUAUCUAUCUUUCGUUUAAGUUUGAGAUUUCUUUUGUGUGAUAAAUCUAUAUUUAGACAACUGUAAUAAAAUAAGUAUAGUUUGCUUUUUAUAUAAAUGGCUGAAAUUGAGUUGUUGUAAAUCAAAGCAUUUAAUCUUUCUGACUUUUCUAAAACUAUUGCAUGUUGUAAAUGGCCAUAAUAUUUGUUCUUCCAAAGUUCAGUCAAAGGUUAUUUCAGGUAAAUAUAGCUUUAGGCUUGAAAACUUUGUACUAAAAUCCUGUGGUGCUAAGGUAAGGGAGGAAAAAGUAGGUAUAUAAAGAUGUCUAUUUUUAAGAUUGUAAAUGGGUAAAGUUUAAAGUUCUGUAUAACUGCUGUUGUAUCAUGAUCUGUAUCACUCACUAUAUUGCACAAUUUUAAUUCAAUUAACUUUAUUUGCAAACGGUGGGGGAAUUAGUAUAUGUAGCAGGGAUACUCCCAAAUUUACUUUGUGGUGUUUUAGCCAACUAAAGUUGCCAUAAAACUCGAGGCUUGUAUUCAGAAUUGGGGCACAAGCAGCACUUGGGCCACAAUUGUGCUAAAAACUAUUGCACUUUAAUGUUUCUUGCAACAUUAUGAAAAGCGAGCACAUGAAAAUGACUCAUGCAAUGUGACAUUCUCAUGGAAUGGCAUUUAUGCCAUGCAGUGUUGAUAAUACAGUCACAGAUCAACAUUUAUGCAACUGCUUUAACUCAAGUAAAUUUAUGUCUUUAUACAUGCUGUUGUCCCACAGGAACUCUUGCACAAAAGUACAAACUAUUUUUAUUGUAUUCAAGUUAAAAUAAAUUUGUAAAAUUUUAA
Molecule: messenger RNA, 2667 nt
Organism: Stegostoma tigrinum
Lineage: Eukaryota; Metazoa; Chordata; Chondrichthyes; Orectolobiformes; Stegostomatidae
Gene: hbp1
Product: HMG-box transcription factor 1
Exons: 11
Coding region: 93-1760 (555 amino acids)
Biological process (GO): regulation of transcription by RNA polymerase II
Cellular component (GO): nucleus
Molecular function (GO): protein binding; RNA polymerase II cis-regulatory region sequence-specific DNA binding; RNA binding
Source: RefSeq, a predicted model, not a curated record